UUUUAUAAUGAAUCCUUAUUAUUAACAGUUAAUGAACGACGCCUUUCACAACAAAGUACACGGCAGGUUCAACAACCGAGGAGUGUUUUAGAUCGAUUAGGGAAAAAGGGGGGUUUGAUGACUGCUUACAUCAAUCCUGCAUUUAUUCAAAAUUCAAACGCCACCCCUAUACCUGCACAACCCAAUAGCAAUACCACAUUAACAUCUAAAAUUUCUCGCUGUCGUCAUUGGCCUAAUUGUGAUCUUGGUGUUCAAUGUAAAUUUCAUCAUCCAACAGAAAUUUGUCCUAUGGUUCCUAAUUGCCCAAAUUCACCACGAACUUGCUUGUACAUUCAUCCUGCAAAUCAAGACUUCAACACAUAUGAACAAGGUGGCUUGUAUAGACAAAAUUCAUUUGGCAAUGGCACAGGUGGGCAAAUAGGCUUUGGAAAUCGUUCGGUUGAUCCAAGUUCUCUCGGAUUUGGCCCAAUCGGACAAGAUCCAAUGAAUCAUUUCGUAGUUGGACAGAGCGUGGGAGGAUUUAGCGGAAUGGGACAGAAUGUAUUCGGACCUAAUUCAUUCAGUCAGAAUAACAUUCAACAAAGUUCAUAUGGAACAAGUUUAUAUGGUAAAAAUUCUCUUAAACAAGGUGUUCCUAAUAAAGUUGGAUCUGUACAAGGGUUAAAUAUCCAAGGUCAGCGUGAUAUAGAACAGAAACCUAAAUCUGGUGCUGGAUCCGUAAACUCGACAACUUCUAUCACAACAGUUAAUACGAUCGCUUCAAUCACUACUUCUAGAAAUAUUUCUACAGGGACGUCUUCUCAGGAUGCGGACGUUACACCAUUACCGCAAAGUUCCCAAGCUCUUGCAGUUUUAUGCAAAUAUGGUGAACAUUGUGCGAAUCCUAAUUGUAUGUAUGCACAUUCUAGUCCUGCAGCUGUUGGGACUGGUACGGUACCAUCACCUAUAUUGGAUGUGCCUUGUAAAUAUGGAACUGAGUGUGCAAAUCCAAAGUGCCAUUACUCACAUCCAUCUCCUGCCAAUUUAGCGGUUACUCAAGAGCCUUGUAGAUUUUACCCUAAUUGUCAAAAUCCGGUGUGUCCAUAUUUGCAUGUUGAUAAUAGUGGUAAUGCCGUUAAAGUACCAACGCCUUGUCGUAAUGGAGCUCAUUGUACGCGACAAGAUUGUCAUUUUAUGCACCCGCCUGAUUGCGCAUAUUCUCAUCCAAAUGGCAAAAAGGAUCACACACCAAAUAUUUCCGAACGUACAUUUGUAUCUGUACCUGACGAGAUGACGGAGAAGAUUAUUCCAUCUAAGAAUAACAAUGACGAGGAGUCAUUGGAGGUCAAAGAUGUUGCGGAGAAUGGUGCACGAUCGGAGGAUGCCAAGAAUAAUAAAGAGAAUGAAGUUGGUAAUGAAGCUACUAAAAGUAAGGAGACGGAGGAA
Molecule: messenger RNA, 1425 nt
Organism: Racocetra persica
Lineage: Eukaryota; Fungi; Glomeromycota; Glomeromycetes; Diversisporales; Gigasporaceae
Source: the annotation of a GenBank genome assembly